This is a messenger RNA of Stylophora pistillata, 2331 nucleotides long. RefSeq names its product protein SERAC1. The record is from RefSeq and is a predicted model, not a curated record. NCBI's taxonomy places the organism in Eukaryota, Metazoa, Cnidaria, Anthozoa, Scleractinia, Pocilloporidae.
UAAUUUUUUGAAAGAAAUGGCGAAUUCUCCAAACAGAAAGUAUGUAAUUACGAGUCUGAGCACUAAUCUUAUGGUCAAAACAUGUUUUGAUUUAUUAUCCCAAUCGAGGAUGAUUUGAAAGUAUGACAUGGAAAGCCCCUCUACAGCUGUGUGCAUCCAUUUUUGUUGGUGCUGGCUUCAUGACAUGGGAAAUUGUCCAUAAUAUUGAAAGUUUCCUUACAAGAGAAGAUGGUAGAAUCAAGAGAGGCUUCGAUUUGACUACUGAUGAAAUUGCAGAUAGUAGUCAUGAUUUAGCUGAAUGUUUACAAGUACCUUGGCUGGAUGAAGCUUGGAAAUAUACAAAUACAGAAGAUUGGCAAAAGACAUUGUGGGCCAUUUUGCCAAGCAGCUUGAUACUGCAAUUCUCCAAAGCCCUGUCAUCUCCCUUGGCCCUACGUUUGUCAGUCCCUCAGAAGUUCCUUGCUUUUCUCCAGGAGUUUGAUAAUGAUGAUGUCAGGAUACUUGGAACACAAGUGUUGGCUUCACUUAAGAUUUAUGAUGAUGCGGAAAUUCAGGAGCUGAAUGAACUUGUGGCAUCUUGUGAUAACAGGAUUUUGAUCGGUUUAGCUAGGUUACCUGGACUCGAUACCAGGCUUCUUGGUGUGCACCGAACAGAAUUGAAGGCUGAUGGGCCAUCUGAGUCAAUCGAGAGUGACUUAAAAGCCUUACUCCUUAAGUUACCUCUUACUGGCCUGGAUCCUUGUACAACUUGGUUUACCCGAAAUGCAAUGCUGACUGGCAAAUCAGCGAGCCAACAUCGCAGGCCAGUCUUUUGGAGUUUCAGUGGAGAAAGUCUCUCAUUUGCUCACAGUCUGAGUUCCAUGCCAGCAGAACAGGUGGAACUGUACUACCUCAAAGCUCUAAACAGGCACUCUAUGGUUCCCAGUCAUCGAUCUCUAAUGGUGGAGAAUGGGGUUUUGGAUGUGAUAUUUCGUGAGAUCAAAAAUCGAUUCCACAGCCUCAGAAUCAAACGUGAAAUUGGCCUCUUGCUUGGGAAUCUGGCUUUAGAGGAAAGUGCCCAUGAGAGUAUGGUGGAACAAGGGUUCUUACCACUUUUACGUUCUUGGCUGAAUUCUGAUGACUUGGCUUUGUUCAGUCAUGCUGUCCGAACACUGGCCAAUCUUGACAGAGACUUCUGCAAAGAUGAGACGUACGAGGACGGAGUUUACUUACUACAUCCCAAGGGACGGCACUCUUCCAGUAUCGAUGCCGAUGUGGUAUUCGUUCACGGCCUCCGUGGUGGUCCUUUCAUGACCUGGCGACAACAAGAAGAGAAAGAUGUCAAGAAUUCUGGUACGGACUGUUGGCCUAAGUCCUGGUUGGUUGGAGAUAUUCCCAAUGUACGGGUCCUUAUGCUUGAAUAUGAUACGUCACUGUCUCAUUGGGUAGCUCAAUGUCCCCAGAAACCUGAAACUCAGUCCUUGUUAUAUCGGAGUGAAGAGAUAAGACGGAAGCUGCGCAAGGCAGGAGUCGGCAAGCGACCAGUUAUAUGGAUCGUUCAUUCAAUGGGAGGAUUACUCGUGAAGCAACUUUUGUUGGAUGCAGAGAAAAACGACGAAUUUCGGUGCAUGUGCGACAACACAAAGGGAAUCGUGUUUUACAGCACUCCUCACCUAGGUUCUGCUUUGGCAUCAUACUCAACUCAGGCCAGUCAUCUUCUCCUUCCCUCAGUUGAAGUAAAAGAGCUAUGCCAGAAAUCACCCUUCUUGGCCACUCUUCAUGAAAGUUUUCUCUCCUUGGUCCAACGACAUCCAAUCAAGUUACUAAGCUUUGGAGAGACCAUGCCAGUGAAGUUGUCAUGGAUGUUCCAAACGAUACUUGUUACUAACGACUCUGCAGAUUUAGGUGUCGGUGAAUUUUUACCACUUGAUGUGGACCACGUCGAUAUCUGCAAACCCAGCAGCAAGAUUGACGAAAGAUACACGAAGACCGCCCAAUUUAUAAAGAGUCUGAUUACAAAAUAACUGUAUUUUAGGACUCAAUGAGCGUAUUUCUAACAAAUCGCUUUUGAUCUUUAGCAAAGUGUUACUACGCAUACUUCUUAAAUAUUGUCAAUUGCGAGCCAAGAACUUAAGGAUGUUGAAAGUAAAAUUAAGAUUAGCAAAGUGUGUCAAUAUUCGAUGUCGUGUGUGUACGUUUGAUGAUUUGAAAUAUAUGUGAUUUUGUUCAAGCAGUACCUAGGCCUGAUAUUAAAUUUGAUAUCACAGUAGUUGAAUCAUUUUGGGCAGAAAUUGAUGCUGGCAAAGGUAAAAAGAAGAUUAUAAUAGGCUGUAUCUACAAGCAUAGUAAUUU